AUGAGACUCCAGUCCCUUGCUCUAGCAGCAACCAGCUUGACCGCCCUCCUUCCCGAUGUAGCCUCAGCGCACUACAUCUUCCAGCAAUUCUCUGCCAACGGUGUGACAUAUCCGCCAUGGAAGUACAUCCGGCGCAACACCAACCCGGCAUGGCUGCAGAACGGUCCCGUAACCGAUCUGUCAUCGACAGAUCUGCGCUGCAACGUUGGCGGGCAGGUCAGCAACGGCACUGAGACCAUCACGCUGGCAGCAGGAAGCGAGUUCACCUUCACGCUGGACACGGCGGUCUAUCAUGCUGGGCCUAUCUCGCUAUAUAUGUCUAAGGCACCCAACAAGGUGGAGGAUUAUGAUGGCAGCGGGCCGUGGUUUAAGAUUCAUGAUUGGGGUCCGAGCGGGAAUAGUUGGCCUCUAAGAAUCUCAUAUACAUACAAUAUUCCCAAGUGCAUUCCCAACGGCGAGUACCUGCUGCGUAUCCAGAGCCUUGGGCUUCACAACCCCGGAGCUGCUCCCCAGUUUUACAUUAGCUGUGCACAGGUCAAGGUCAUCAACGGCGGCAAUGCCAACCCAUCUCCAACCGCCUAUAUCCCAGGAGCAUUCAAAGCCACUGACCCCGGAUACACUGUCAACAUUUACAACACCAACUUGGCUAAUUAUGUCGUUCCUGGCCCACGCCCGUUCACAUGCUAG
Messenger RNA from Thermochaetoides thermophila DSM 1495, 687 nucleotides. RefSeq lists its product as uncharacterized. NCBI's taxonomy places the organism in Eukaryota, Fungi, Ascomycota, Sordariomycetes, Sordariales, Chaetomiaceae. The coding region runs from base 1 to 687 and encodes 228 amino acids. The record is from RefSeq and is a predicted model, not a curated record. The transcript has 5 exons.